Monomorium pharaonis (pharaoh ant) is the source of this 1780-nucleotide messenger RNA. RefSeq lists its product as uncharacterized. The record is from RefSeq and is a predicted model, not a curated record. The coding region runs from base 191 to 1669 and encodes 492 amino acids. The transcript has 3 exons. Gene Ontology annotation, molecular function: nucleic acid binding; zinc ion binding. Lineage: Eukaryota; Metazoa; Arthropoda; Insecta; Hymenoptera; Formicidae.
AUAUCGGGGAUCGGGGGGGUGGAUUCAGGGAGACGCUAUUAGCGCUACCAGCAUCAGUCCAUCAGUGGAAACACUCGGCGGGGAAUCUGAACGCAGCCUUGUAUUCUUGAAAUUCCCUACAUAGAGAGUUAAGUUCUGGUUUUCUAACCUCCAAAUUACUCCACGUGAUAUAACACAAUAGUAAACAAAGAUGACCAGGUAUACGAGAGCAAAAGGAUCCAAAGCUUCAAAUGAGAGAUUACCAAAUGAAGCUACACCAUGGCAUAUAAUGAAACAACAAUUAGAGGAGAGCAAAAACAAGAUACCUUUGGAGAAGAAAAAAUCAGCAAGAGAGUUAUUGAAAGAUCAUGAAGACACACACAACAGUAACACUAAUACAAAUAUUCAAGAAUGGGCAGAACUUGAAGACAAUAGAUCCAGGUCUAAUACAAAAAAGCAUAAGAAUUCAAACCAAAAUUUCACAAAAAAUUCUAAAAAUUAUGUAGCAUCUGAAUGUGAUAAUAUACAAAAAUCCCAAGAAUCCAUGUCUAAUACAAAGAAACAUAAGAAUGCAAAUUUAAACCAAAAUCUCUCAAAAAAUUCUAAAAAUGAUGUAGCAUCCAAAGAUAAUAAUGAAUGGAAAUCACAAGAAUCCAAGUCUAACACAAAGAAACAUAAGAAUUCAAAUUCAAAUCAAAAUCUCACAGAAAAUUCUAAAAAUGGUAUAGUAUCUGAAGAUAAUAAUGUACAGAAAUUACAAGAAACGGGAGAUGCAAAAAUUGAAACAGCAAAAAGGAAAACAACUAAAAUUUUUAAGAAAAAGGAACAAACCCUCACUAAUUCAAAUCUGGUAGCCAGUGAAAAAGAAUUAAAUCCUCGACAAAAUUCGAAUUAUGUUGCAUUGAGCAAACGACAGAAGCGGAAUCGAAAAAGGAAGUUAGAAAUGUCUGAACAUGGGUCUAAGAAAUUCAAAAAAGAUAUCUCAGGCAAUAUACAAACGAGAGAAGAAAAAUUGAAGAGAAAAGGAGAAUAUAAAAGGAGAAAACCAGAGAAUACUGGUGUCACGAAAAUAAUAAUCAAUGGUAUAGAAACUGAAAUUGUUAUGUUUGAUGGAUUCCCUGUAAAAAAAGAAGAUGCAGAGAGAUUGGCAGAACUUAAACAAACAAUGAUAAUGAAGGGUAUACCAAAAUCUGAAGUCGAUAUAGCAAUGAAGCUGGAGAGACGCAGGGCUGAGAAAGCCUUGACUCGCAUAAAAAAACUUGUCUGUUUUAAUUGUCGCAAAUCUGGACACAAUCUGUCAGAUUGUCCUGAACUUGAUCGCGAUGAGGCUUGCACAGGUAUUUGUUUCAAGUGCGGCUCAACGGAACACACCCACUUCGACUGCAAAGUCAACAAGGAUUCCACCUAUAGAUACGCCAAGUGCUUCAUCUGCCGCGAGCAGGGUCACAUUGCCAUGCAAUGCCCUGACAAUCCCAACGGAAUGUAUCCUCAUGGUGGUUGCUGCAAAAUUUGCGGAGCUGUAACGCAUCUAAAGAAGGAUUGUCCUGACUUGAUAAAUGCAAAGGAACAGAGCGCCGUUACUGUGGAAAAAAUGGACGAAUCUGCCGUGGAAUCUUUACAGGAGAAUACAAAAGAGAAAUACGAAAAAGAGAGUAGUAAAAUACGUAAAAAUAAGAUAAUCAAAUUUUAAAUAAUAUCUUUAACAGUACAUAUUUACUGUCUUGUAUUAUCUUACUAUUCCUUUUUACUAAAAAAUUAUUUGCGUUUUACAUAAAUUUAACAUAAAAAAUAAGAUAAAAAA